CCCGAUUCACAUUCUAAUAAACUCUCCCUCACUAGAAUUAUGAAUGAAUGGCUGGCAGAAGUAACCGGACAGUGCCCCGGGGAGGUGUAAGUUCAGCCGGUAACGAAGCAUUUGACGCGUGUCGUAACGGCAACCUUGCUCUCAUCAAGAAACUCAUCAACACUACCAAUGCUAAUCUAAAAGAUAAGAGUGGUAGAAAGUCGAGUCCUCUACACUUUGCUGCCGGUUUUGGCAGGAAGAAUGUUGUUGAGUAUCUGAUUCAAUGUCAUGCUGAUGUCCAGGCUACAGAUGACGGUGGAUUGGUGCCGCUCCACAACGCCUGCUCCUUUGGACACAGUGACGUGGUAUUACUACUGCUGACACACGGUGCGGACCCUAACGCACGCGACAACUGGAGCUACACGCCCCUUCACGAGGCUGCCAUCAAGGGAAAAGUGGACGUCUGCAUCGUGUUACUCCAAAACAAAGCCGACCCGACAAUAAAGAAUACAGAAGGGAGUACUGCGCUGGAUCUUGCUGAACCUAUCUGCAAAUCCGUGCUAAAAGGUGAGUACAAGAAGGACGAGAUGUUGGAAGCAGCAAGGAACGGUAACGAGGAGAAGCUAGCAGCUCUGCUUACCCCCCUCAAUGUGAACUGUCAUGCGGAGGACGGGAGGAAGAGUACCCCUCUACACCUAGCUGCAGGGUAUAACCGCACUAGGAUCGUUCAGCUUCUACUUAAAUACGGGGCUGAUGUUCAGGCUAAGGAUAAGGGAGGAUUAGUUCCGCUACAUAACGCUUGCUCCUAUGGUCACUUUGAGAUGACUGAACUACUGAUACAACACGGCGCUAAUGUGAACGCGUGUGACCUCUGGCAGUUUACUCCCAUACACGAAGCUUGCUGCAAGGGACGGCGGGAAGUGUGCUCACUGCUGCUCAGCUAUGGAGCUGACCCCUACAAGACAAACUGUCACAACAAGUGUCCUCUGGAUGUGUGCCAAACUCCUGAACUUAGAGAUCGCAUUGCCAGAGAACACAAAGGUUACACUUUGUUACAAGUAUGUAACAUGACGGACAUUGCCCUGAUCAAGAAACAUCUGUCACCUGAAACGGUGAUGUUCCAACAACCCUUCACCCUCGACACGCCCCUUCACAUUGCAGCUUCAGCCACUACCAAGAGUAAAAGUGUGGUGGAACUACUGAUAAAGAAGGGAGCUGACGUGAACAUGACGAACAAGGAGGGUGCCACUGCGCUCCACAAGGCCACUGAAACCAAUAACUUGGACGUUAUGAACAUAUUGCUCCGACACGGGGCCAAGGUGAACUGUCAAGACGAAAGUGGACUGACCCCAAUGCAUCGUGCCGCAGCACAAGGAUUCGUGGAAGCAGCGCGCCUGCUACUCUCACAUGGUUCCGAUGUAACGCUACUCUGCAACAACGGCUCACCUUCCACAGAUCUAGCUACAGAGUCGGUUCUAGCAGUGAUCAGAGAAAUGGAGAAACCAGCUGUCAUAUCCGAGAACACGGAGGAGGAACUGAGAAUGUUGGAAGCAGCAAAAACCGGGGACAUUGAAACACUGAAAAGUGUGGGCAACAGAGUGAACUGUAACUGUCAGGACCUGCAAGGGAGACACUCCACUCCCAUACACUUUGCUGCUGGCUACAACAGGGUAGAUGUGGUCGAGCUGCUCCUCAGUUUGGGCGCUAAUGUCCACGCUAAAGAUAAGGGCGGAUUAGUGCCGCUGCACAACGCGUGUUCGUAUGGGCACUUGGAGGUUGUGGAGUUACUCAUCAAGCACGGAGCCAGUGUCAAUGUCAGUGAUCUAUGGAAGUUUACCCCACUACAUGAAGCAGCAGCUAAAGGCAAGUACGAUAUCUGUAAGCUCCUUUUGAAGCACCGAGCAGACCCAAAUAAGAAGAAUAGAGACGGUAAAACUCCAUUAGAUUUGGUAAAGGAAGAGGAUGAGGACAUAUCUGAUUUGUUGCGCGGCGACGAGGCCCUGCUUGAGGCUUCACGUAAGGGAGAGGUUCCCAGAAUCCUGAAAGUAAUCAACACAACAAACGUGAACUGUCGUGAUAACAAUGGUAGAAACUCAAGUCCACUCCAUUUAGCUGCAGGUUACAAUCAGUUAGAAAUAGCGGAGAUAUUGCUGGAGCAUGGUGCUGACGUUAAUUCUCAAGACAAGGGAGGCUUGAUACCGCUACACAACGCGGCUAGCUAUGGUCAUGUCGAGAUAGCGGCGCUCAUGAUAAAGUACAGCGCUAAUGUUAACGCUAUGGACAGAUGGGGCUUCACGCCACUCCACGAAGCAGCACAGAAAGGUCGCACACAACUCUGUUCUCUGCUGAUCCUGCACGGCGCAGACCCCGUGCUACAAAACCAGAACAAUGAGACCCCACUAGAACUGGCUGGAGCAGCUGAUGUGAGGUCGUUACUAAUGGACGCAAUGCCCCCCGCUAUGUUACCUGUAUCAGGGCUCAGCCCCAUUACUCCUCCUCCCCAUAUCGGCGGCAUGUUACCUCUGCACCCUGGACUGGGAGAGGCGUUCAUUGAACCCGUUAACACCAUGGAAAACAUCACCAUUGACGUGUUUUUAGAGAAGAUCAGUAUGCCUCACGUCCUGGAAAUGUUCAGCAAGGAGGAUGUUACUCUAGAUUUAUUAUUAGAAAUGUCACACGAUGAUCUGAAGAACAUAGGAAUAUCAACAUACGGCCAGAGACACAGGAUAUUGAAGGGUAUAAAGGACUACCAAGUAGCGACCGCUAAGGGACCUGUCCCCGGAGACAACCCUUUCCAGGGCUCAUCUCUUAGUUCAGAUUAUCCUGAUCUGGUGGAUCUUCCCAUGACAGAUAAGGAUUACAUAUCAGUGUGCCUUGAAAUGCAGGGCUCUAUUAAGGACCACUCUGAUAGGGGGGCUGCUGGUGGGAUUUACAGAUCUUACAAGAUCAUAUCAAUACAGCGUAUCAUCAACAGCAGAAUUUGGUCCCGUUACUCUUAUAGACGUAGCGAGAUAGCGGCCGCUAAUGGGUGUCCCAACGAGCGCAUGCUGUUUCACGGCUCUCCGUUUAUCAAUGCUAUAGUGUGGAAAGGAUUUGACGAAAGGCACGCCUAUAUUGGUGGUAUGUUUGGUGCAGGACUUUAUUUUGCAGAGCAUUCUAGCAAAAGUAACCAGUACGUGUAUGGCAUUGGGGGUGGGUCCGGUUGUACUUUACACAGAGAUCGCAGCUGCUACGUGUGUCACAGACAAAUGCUAGUGUGCCGUGUUGCAUUGGGUAAGCCCUUCAUGCAGUUUAGCGCCGUGAAGAUGGCUCACGCUCCUCCUGGACAUCAUUCUGUUAUUGGAAAACCGUCCACGGGAGGAUUACACUACCCUGAGUACGUGGUCUACAGAGGCGAACAGGCGUAUCCAGAAUUCCUUGUCAAUUAUCAAAUUAUAAAAUGACUUUUAAUUAAAUCUCGUUUAUUUAUUAUCUUAAUGGGAAAGUAUUUAUUAAAUUUUAUUCUAAAUUUUUAUGGAUUUUCAUUGAAACCUCCAUUUUUCAUCUUCAACCACCGCCUUAAUCUUUUAACCUUGUUCAUAUUUAUCUUAUUGUGAGUAACAGAGGAGAACCAUGGCUUCAUUACUGCAGUCUAUUAUACACAUUAACGAAUUUGUAGCGAACUGUGUUAUGAGUGGACAAAGAACGGAGAGAUAGUUUGUCCGGGGAAAAGUGUUUGAAUUUACGUUUUAUGUAAGGCGCGGCGACAUUUUCAUGAUAAAAUUGGAAAGCUAUGACUAAUUAUGUUUUCACGCGAUGACUAUUUUGCGCAAUUUUAGAUUUCAACAAACUAAUCUAUACUAAAGGAGACUUGCAGAGGACCGCUAAAAGUUGACAGUUGCCAUGGUAAUUCAAGGAUUUCGCUGCCACAAUAACAAAAUUUCAGCUAGAUUGUAGACUUAGUUAAAAAAGGGUUCGUUCUCGGGUUGUUGAUGAUAGCAGUGUUUGUAAAGGGGCAAGGGGUUUGAUCGGAAACAAUAUCUCUUUAAAAAUAUUAUCUACUUUUUUGUAGAUUGACUCAGCUGUAAAAAUGUAUUUCUGGUCAGCUCCUUGCACAUUGUUGGUAAUGAUUAUAACGAUUUAUAUGUGUAUAUACUGUGUUUAAAAUAAAGAUCUUAACUAUGACAA
Molecule: messenger RNA, 4146 nt
Organism: Bolinopsis microptera
Lineage: Eukaryota; Metazoa; Ctenophora; Tentaculata; Lobata; Bolinopsidae
Product: poly [ADP-ribose] polymerase tankyrase-1-like
Exons: 10
Coding region: 48-3422 (1124 amino acids)
Cellular component (GO): nucleus; cytoplasm
Molecular function (GO): NAD+ poly-ADP-ribosyltransferase activity; protein binding
Source: RefSeq, a predicted model, not a curated record